This is a messenger RNA of Dovyalis caffra, 231 nucleotides long. NCBI's taxonomy places the organism in Eukaryota, Viridiplantae, Streptophyta, Magnoliopsida, Malpighiales, Salicaceae. The record is from the annotation of a GenBank genome assembly.
AUGAGAAAGAUUAUCGUAGUGGUUGAUGAUUGGGCAUCAUCUAUGCUUCAGAAUGAAUCACCACAAGAGCCUCCCAUUAAGCACUUGUACAAUCUAGACUUUUGGAGUGUUGUACCAUCCUUCAAUAAAUUUGAGAGAGGCCAGCUGAAGACCUGUGGAUCUUUCAAUGAUGAAGAUAAUGUGACAUUCACUGAAGUCUGGAGAUAUAUUAUGGUUGAAGACGAGUCUUGA